Messenger RNA from Pungitius pungitius (ninespine stickleback), 1260 nucleotides. It is a transcript of the gene mboat4, whose product is annotated as membrane bound O-acyltransferase domain containing 4. The transcript has 3 exons. The record is from RefSeq and is a predicted model, not a curated record. Lineage: Eukaryota; Metazoa; Chordata; Actinopteri; Perciformes; Gasterosteidae. Gene Ontology annotation, biological process: peptidyl-serine octanoylation; lipid modification. Gene Ontology annotation, molecular function: serine O-acyltransferase activity. Gene Ontology annotation, cellular component: endoplasmic reticulum membrane. The coding region runs from base 1 to 1260 and encodes 419 amino acids.
AUGGGUUUGAUGGGCCGCUUCUGGGAAAGCCAUCAGUUUCUAAUGCACCAAUGUUUUUCACUUCCAUUCGCAUUUUUGUUUUUUUUCCUCUCUAAACGGGGAUAUCUGUCCUUGACGUCCAGGUACCUGUUUGUUUCUGCUGGGGGAUGCGUCCUGGCGGUCGUCACCAUGGGCGUCUACAGCUCGCUCCUCUUCGUCUCCGCCCUGGUCUUCGUCUUGCUGGUGGUCUCCGUGGACGCCGGCCGCGUCCACGCCUGGGUGUUUGGGACCCAGAUGCUGUGGCAAACCUCCUGGCAUCUGCUCCUACAGUACAGAGAGUACUACCUGCAGGAGCCCGUCAGCACCAGGCUGUUCUUGGCGGUGUCCUCGCUGAUGCUGCUCACUCAGAGAGUCACCUCGCUGUCCAUGGACCUCCAGGAGAGGCGGGGGGCCCGCGCGCCGCUUCUCCCGCUCGCCGGCUACGUCCUCAACUUCACCGCCCUGCUCGGGGGCCCCUUGUGCCCCUACAGCCGGUUCGUGUCGCUGAUGACGGGGAUCAGCGCCGACCCGCCGCCCGACCCGCCGCGCGCCGUCCUCCUCAAACUGACGCCGGUGUUGCCGAUGGAGCUGGCGAGGUACCUGCUCGCCGGGCUCCUGGACGCGUACGACCCCUCCGGCGCGGCCCCCGCGGGCGGCGCGGCGCGGGUCUUGGCUCUGGCGGCGUGGCUGAGGAUCCAGUACUAUUCUCACUGGAGGUGCAGCGAAUGCCUCAACAACGCCGCCGGGUUGGGCUUCUGGCCGCGCUCGCCGGGGGAGCCGCCCGGCUGGGGCGGGCUGUCCGACGGCGACCUCUGGGCCGUCGAGGCGUCGAGCCGCAUGUCGCAGUUCGCCCGCCGGUGGAACGCCACCACGGCCUCCUGGUUGCGCAGGCUGGUGUACGCCAGGUGCGGGCGCUUCCCGUUGCUGUCGACGUUCGGCUUCUCGCUGUGGUGGCACGGCGGCCACUUGGGCCACUUCGUGGGGAUGCUGACGUGGGCGGCGACGGUGGCCGCGGAUCGCCGCGCGCACGGCCUCCUGCGGCCCAGACUCUCGCCGGCGUGGAGGAAGGCGUACACGUGUUUGAGCUGGAUCAACACGCAGAUGAACGUCGCUUGUAUUGUUACGGCGGUAGAAUUGAGAGACGUGUCUGGUUUGAGACUUUUGUCCACAACGUACAUCGGUCUGGUUCCCCUUUUUAACGUACUUCUGCUCUUUACCUUAUUGAAACGCAACACAGUUUAG